CCCCGCCUGGGCCGCCCCGCUAGCCCCGCUAGUGCGUUGUUGCUUCCUGGCUAUUUUGCAGUUUGUCACUGGAAAACAAAAACACGGAGGACGGCGACGUCUCCAGGUGGACCCAGUGCCGCGGGCGUCCAGGUGGCCAGCGGGGCACCGACCGCUGCAGCGUGACCGCGCACUGCGCGUCCAGGGGCUCGGGGCAAGCUCUCCCUGCUCUUGUCGAGGUUACGGCGGCCUUCUUGAUGGUAUAAUGCGGCUGCGGACGGACCCCGCCCAGGCGGCCAACAUCGGCUAUGCCUACCGCACGCCGUCCAGCGGCUGGGCCGCGCGAGUGCGCCACGUGCUCGUGCAGUUCAGCGACUACUUCAGCGAGUUCAACCGCUACAUCGCGCCGGCCUACCACCACGACCGCUGCGAGAGGUCGGUGCAGAUGCGCCUGUACACGAUGCACAAGCGCGAGCUGAUGGUGGUGAUCCUGACGUUCGUGGCGUGCGUCUUCCUGGCCGUGCUGGUGGGGCUGUGCGGGCCGCCCAUCACGGCGCAGAGCGAGAUCCGCGCCACCAGCCUGCGGCCCUCGCUGUCCCCCCAGGAGCUGGCGUCCGCGUCCACGCCCAUGGUGCUGCGCACGCCCGCCCUCAAGUCCUACCACCAGCAGCUGUGGCUCAUCGCCAAGCUGCAGACCGACAACGUGGACGACGAGCUGUACGACAGGGCGGUGCACAUCGGCGUGACGGCACACGGCAUCAUGGAGGACCACCGGCCCGUGCUCAUCCUCAAGGCGGACCGCGGCCACAACCGGACGCGGCACCUGCACUGCAAGCUGCAGGACUGCGAGGAGGUGGUCAUCAUGCACCUGGGCUUCCUCGCCUACACGCACUACAUGGUGGAGAUCCGGUUCUACGGCCUGGAGAGCCACACCUUCAACGUCAAGGAGAUCACUUUCUACUUCCGCACCUACAACCCGGAGUUCACGCAGAUCGAGAUCUGGUUCCGGCUCAUCUUCCUCAUCAUGACGUUCGUGGCCAUGAUGAUGUAUGCCCACGCCCUGCGCAAGUUCCCCUCCCACGACUGGUCCAUCGAGCAGCGCUGGCUGUCCCUGCUGCUGCCGCUGCUGGUGUUCUUCAACGACCCGAUAUUCCCGCUCAUGUUCCUGACGAGCUCGUGGGUGCCGGGCAUGCUGGACGCCGUGCUGCAGGCCACGUUCCUGUGCGCGCUGCUGCUGUUCUGGCUCUGCAUCUACCACGGCCUGCGCCAGAAUGAGCGUCGCUGGGGCUCGUUCUACGCGCCCAAGCUGCUGCUGGUGGGGCUGCUGUGGCUGGGCGCGGUCGUCAUGGCCUCCUGGCAGAAGUGCAACGAGCUGCACGACCCCACCUUCAACCACCGCGUCGACGCCGCCGACUACAACGGCUACAAGGCCUUCCUCAUGGCUGUCGGCGGGCUGUACGCGGUGUACCUGCUGUUCCUCAUGCUCAGGGCGUACACGGACCUCCGUUCGAUGCCGUUCUUUGACAUGCGCCUGCGCUUCCUGACCUUCUUCAUGAUGGUGGUGAUCGGGGUGACGCUGACGCUGGCCGGCAUGCGCUACGGCGCCGGCGUGCUGGAGGACGACUUCGUGUCGGAGCUCAGCACCACCUACACCAGCUCGGCGCACUUCAUGUGCUUCUACGGGCUGCUCAAUUUCUACACCUUCGCCAUGGCCUACGUCUACUCCCCGGCCCAGAUGCAGCCUCAUGACCAGGCGCUGACGAAGGACAACCCGGCCUUCUCCAUGAUCAACGAGUCCGACGAGGAGCAGGUGCUGUACGGCUCCGACGACGAGUGCCGCCGCCCGCUCAACCUGUCGCGCUGCAACGAGGCGGAUGACAGUGACUAGCGCGCCGACAGAAAUAUCUUUUUUUAACUCAAAGAAUAGCGGAGUUUUGUUCGGAGGGAGUGAGUCAGGUUGCCCGCCUAACUACAGGCGGGUUGAAGUGGCGGCUCGCCAUAAGGGCUCCCCAGGGGCGGCCCCCAGGGGUGGACCUCCUGACACCCUCCGCUACGCCGCUACGCCCCGGCACACUCAUUCCGAGAGUCGCUGUCGUCGCUCUGUCUCUCUCGCACCGAUACGGGACGCGCCGUGAGUGCGAGAGAGACAGCGCGACGAAAGCGACUCUCGGAAUCAGUCUGCUGGCGCGGGGCAAAGGCCUCGCGGGGCGGACGGCCUAGGACGGCCCGGCCGGUACUCUGAGGAAAACUCUUUGAGCAUUAGCAUACACGCACAGGCCGGGCGUUGAUUUAAAUAUCAGGGGCAGGAAUUAAAAUUGGAGAUCCGCGCUGGAGCCCCGCCCUGCCCGCCCUGCUGCCUGGGGCGUGCGCGUUUUUGUUUUUCGCAGUGGAGGGGCCGGGCGCACA
This is a messenger RNA of Thrips palmi, 2385 nucleotides long. Its product is annotated as transmembrane protein 181. The coding region runs from base 245 to 1867 and encodes 540 amino acids. The transcript is spliced from 12 exons. Lineage: Eukaryota; Metazoa; Arthropoda; Insecta; Thysanoptera; Thripidae. The record is from RefSeq and is a predicted model, not a curated record. Gene Ontology annotation, molecular function: toxic substance binding.